Messenger RNA from Knipowitschia caucasica, 855 nucleotides. The record is from the annotation of a GenBank genome assembly. Lineage: Eukaryota; Metazoa; Chordata; Actinopteri; Gobiiformes; Gobiidae.
AUGUCACUGUGGGCCCAGAACAUCACCUCUUCUGCACCAGCACUGUCAAGCGGUAUUGCAAGAACACUUGCAAACUCAGAUCUAACCAUGAAGGUCCUUGCCGUGCUCGUCCUAGCCGUCUUCACUGGCUGCAAUGCCAACCUCAUGUUCGCUGAUGCACCCAAGCCUCAGCUGGAUGUGCUGACUGAUGCAUUCUGGGAGUACGUCGGCAAGGCCACCACGACCGCCGAUGACACCCUCCAGAUGGUCAGGUCAUCUCAGUUUGGACAGGAUGUCAGUGCUCGUCUCACCGAAAGUGCAGUCUUGGCUGGCAAAUACGCCACCUCCAUCCAGGAACAGCUGCCCCCUGCCGCCCAGGACAUGCUCACCAAGGUCACCACCGAAGCCGAUGUGCUGAGAGAGCGCGUGGCCCAGGAAUUCAGCUCCGUCCAAGGCCAGCUGGAGCCCUACACCGAGCAGAUGAAAGCCCAGAUCCAGCAGCGCGUGGACCAGCUCAAGCAGGAACUGGCCCCUUACGCCGACUCCAUGGACGCCGAGGGUCUGAGAACCGCCCUGGUCCAGAAGAGCGAGGAGCUGAAGGCCAGCCUGGAGCAGAGCGUGAAGGACCUGCAGACCCAGCUGGGACCCUACACCGAUGACCUCAAAGUCAAAGUGGACCAGCACCUGCAGGACUUCAAGGAGAACGUGGCCCCCAUGACCGAGAAGGUGCAGACGGAGCUGACCCAGCGCGCAAAGCAGGUUCAGGAGCUGGCCGCACCCUACGUGGAUGACCUGAGGGAGAAGCUCGACCCAUACGCACAGGACCUGCAGGCACGCCUCACCGCUCUCUACGAGUCCUACGUCAAGUCCAACUAA